AUGGCCGACGAGAACGAGACGGAUCUGGCCACCUGCUACGAGGUGAUGGCGGAACGGGUAGAGGAUGGCGGUGCUGGCGGUGGUCGCCGUGGAGGUGCAGGCGGGAAGAGGGGCGGUGCGAAAGGCGGACGAGGAGGCGGAGGCGGAGGAAGAGACAAGCGCGAGGUGGACUUGUCCCGGGCGCUGUCGAGGCUGCUGAGGCAUCAGGCGGCGAAUGCGGGGAUUCAGUUGGACCGGGAGGGGUUUGCGCCGUUGGAUCGGGUGCUUCAAUGGGGACCCCUCCGCUCGCUGGCACCCAGCUUCGCCGAGAUACUCAACGCGGUCCACAACAGCGACAAGCAGCGCUUCGCCAUCAAGCCCAACGCGGCCACCAACCCUUCGCUCGACGAGUCGUCGACCGACCCGUCCCACUGGCUCAUCCGCGCCAACCAGGGCCACUCCAUCAAGCUCGACAGCGAGCACCUGCUCAAGCCGCUCGCCCUGCCCUCCGAAGGAGACGGCGGCGGCAGCAGCAGCGUGCCCAUCCCGUCCGCGGUCAUCCACGGCACCUACUUCGCCUUCUGGCCCGCCAUCGUCGCCAGCGGCGGCCUCAAGCCCAUGGGUCGCAACCACGUGCACUUCAGCACGGGUCUGCCCGAGGACAGCGGCGGCGAGGCCGGCGUGAUCAGCGGCAUGCGCCGCGACGCCGAGCUGGCCGUCUACGUCAACGUCGAGGCCAGCAUGCGCGAGGAGGGGAUCAGGUGGUGGAUGAGCGACAACGGCGUGGUGCUGACGGAGGGCAACGCCGACGGGCUGGUGCCGGUCAAGUACUUUAAGGAGGUGGUCGGGCGCAGGCAGGGGGUUGGCGUGCUGUGGAAGGAUGGGGAGUGGGUGGCUGAUUUGCCGGAGGGGUUGAAGAUCCAGGCGCCGCAGGGGAAGAAGGGGGGCGGAAGGGGAGGGGGAGGGAGAGGGGGAGGGAGAGGGGGUAGAGGUGGAAGGGGAAGAGGGGGGAAGUAA
Messenger RNA from Chaetomium strumarium, 996 nucleotides. RefSeq names its product KptA family-domain-containing protein. The transcript is spliced from 2 exons. Gene Ontology annotation, molecular function: tRNA 2'-phosphotransferase activity. The record is from RefSeq and is a predicted model, not a curated record. The coding region runs from base 1 to 996 and encodes 331 amino acids. NCBI's taxonomy places the organism in Eukaryota, Fungi, Ascomycota, Sordariomycetes, Sordariales, Chaetomiaceae. Gene Ontology annotation, biological process: tRNA splicing, via endonucleolytic cleavage and ligation.